Symbiodinium sp. CCMP2592 is the source of this 1077-nucleotide messenger RNA. The record is from the annotation of a GenBank genome assembly. NCBI's taxonomy places the organism in Eukaryota, Dinophyceae, Suessiales, Symbiodiniaceae.
AUGGCCUCGGCUCUGGGUCGGAUCCUAGUGAUGCCCGGCUUCUUCAAGUUUCCGCACCCAGAGGCCUAUGCGGGCACCCAGUGGGUUCCCUUCCGGGAACUCUUCGACUUGGAAGCGAUACGGCGUUGCUAUGGGCGCGUAGUGGAGGUAGAGGAGUUGGUGAAGCUGUGCGGCCCAGAGGUCUUGGACAAUCAUGUCACCGUGCCGUUCGAGGAGCUUUGGGCGCGCAGCAAGAGGAAGGCCCCGUGGCUGAAUGGAACACGACCAGAUAUGAUCUGGGCCGAUUCUGCCGGCAAGGUCUUCCGUUUCACCUCGCGAGCGACAGGACCGGAACUGUGGCUGAAAGUCGAGGAACGGAGAGGCUACGUCCUGGCAGCUUUCUUGAGACCGGAAGCCGCCGAGGCACGCACUGUCCGUGCGCACGGCCUCCUUGCAUCCAACAGCACCAUCGGGGAUGUGGCAGACUGCAUCCUUCCUUCGAAGGCGACCUUGGCGUUGGCCCAGAGAGUCGCCUCGAGAGCCGGCCUUCUCGAAGGAGGAAACGAGACCCCACGGGUUCUGGCGAUGCACGUGCGUGUCUUCAAGUGGAGCACCUCAACCUCCGGGGGCCACCUGAUUCCGGAGCUCGCGGACAUGCAGGAGUAUCUCUGUAACAUCGAGCCGGAGGUCUAUGCCGUGAUCGCGUCGUGGACCCUCGUUCGGACGUUCAAAGGCUUCUGGCCCACGCACACUUGGCUAGCCAGCAACGAAGCGGAUAUCUCUGUGCUGGGUGAGUAUGCUGGAGGCUUGCCCGGCGUUCGUGUCAACCCGUAUCGACCUUCGCAUCAUGAUGCGGCAGUAACUGCGGAGGAAUGUACCCUAGCGCUUCGGUCCGUCUUGGUCGACACCAUUAUUUCUGCUUGGGCGGACUUCUUCAUCGGGAACGUCUGCUCCACGAUGACGCAGUACAUCUUGCAGCUGAGGCUGCGCUAUGGCAAGUCCUUCACGAGCUCCCUUGCCCUCGGAGGGGUGCAGCAUGUCGACCUUUUACGCUCGGCACGCCGGCAAGUAGCGGAAGCUUACGGCACUCCUCAGUGA